AUGUAUUUAAAUAGAAUAUUAUGUUGUUUUCUCAUUGGUCUGAACGCUGCUCUUUCAUCGAAAGUUUUAGAAUUAAGUGAUAAGUUUAUUGAUAUCAGUAAGGAUGGAAUAUGGUUUGUGAAGUUCUAUGCACCUUGGUGUGCCUACUGCAGCAGAUUAGAGCCAGUUUGGGCACAUGUGGCACAGGGUUUAUUUAAUACUCCUAUAAAAGUGGCUAAAGUUGACUGCACCCGUUUUUCUGCUGUCGCUAGUCAUUUUCAAAUUCGAGCUUACCCAACAAUAAUGUUCAUUCAAGGCUCAACAACACAUGUGUAUAAUGGGGAAAGAAUCAAAGAAGAUAUGGUUAACUAUGCAUUAAGAAUGGCCCAACCACCAGUUCAGAAGGUAUCCUAUGCAGAUAGCAUUGAAAAUUUGAAAGAUACACAUGAUAUCUUUUUUGGUUAUAUUGGAGAUCACCAAGAUACUCUGUGGGAAGUGUACACAAUUCAAGCUAUUAAAUAUCAACCACAUAAUUGGUUUUAUUCAAUGACUUAUGAAACUGUUAAAAAGGAUCUAAAACCACCAAAUAGUACCUGUGUUUUUGUUUUUAAGGAUGAUGAUAUAUAUUACUUUGGAGCAACACCAGAAUUAAUACAAGAUAAGGAAACAUUGAAUACAACUUUGGAUAAAUGGGUACAUUCUGAGAGAUUUGGUUUCUACCCUAAAAUCACAAGGUCAAAUUUCAAUGAACUACUGGACAUAGAAAAGUACUUGGUCAUUACAGUAGUUUCAGAAAACAAAUUAAAUGAAAUAUCACAAACAGAAAAAGACUUCAAGGAUAUGAUUGAAAGUAUAAUAAGAAAAAGAAAACAUGAACUUCACCAUAAAUUCCAGUUUGGUUGGAUAGGUUCCCCAGAUCUGGCAAACUCAAUUGUUAUGUAUGACUUAUCAGUUCCUCAUAUAAUAGUCCUAAAUUCAACAACCCAUCACCAUCAUUUGCCCGAUGAUGACCCUAUUUUAAUGACGCCUGAGGCUGUAUCAAUGUUUCUUGAUGAAAUACAUAAUGAAAUUGCACCAGCAUAUGGAGGAAAAAGUUUCAUUGUAAGGCUGUACAGAGGAUUUUACGAAGCCAGAGCUACUGUAAGCAGUAUGUGGCGUGGAAAUCCCAUUUUAACCGCAUUGGUAUUCGGCCUCCCCCUUGGCUUUCUCUCACUACUCUGUUAUUCUAUAUGCUGUGCGGACAUUUUGGAUGCUGAUGAGGAAGAAUAUCCUGAUCAACACGAGAAGAAGGAUUAG
Pieris macdunnoughi is the source of this 1275-nucleotide messenger RNA. NCBI's taxonomy places the organism in Eukaryota, Metazoa, Arthropoda, Insecta, Lepidoptera, Pieridae. The record is from the annotation of a GenBank genome assembly.